Jaculus jaculus (lesser Egyptian jerboa) is the source of this 359-nucleotide messenger RNA. RefSeq names its product TP53-regulated inhibitor of apoptosis 1-like. The transcript has a single exon. NCBI's taxonomy places the organism in Eukaryota, Metazoa, Chordata, Mammalia, Rodentia, Dipodidae. The record is from RefSeq and is a predicted model, not a curated record. The coding region runs from base 1 to 231 and encodes 76 amino acids.
AUGAACAGCUUUGGGGAGGCUUGCACGGACAUGAAGCACAAGUACGACCAGUGUUUCUGUCGCUGGUUUGCUGAGAAGUUCCUGAAAGGGGACGGCUCUGGGGACCCGUGCACCGACCUCUUCAAGGGCUACCAGCAGUGUGUUCAGAAAGCAAUAAAGGAGAAAAAGGUUCCUAUUGAAGGACUGGAGUUCAUGGGCCAUGGCAAAGAUAAGCCUGAAAACUCUUCUUGACCUUGAAGAUGGAUUCCUCACAUUAGAAACAGAAACGACUCUGGAUUUUGUCAACAAAGGUUUGGGAUUUUUGUUUCUGCCUUCUGGAUUGUCCAAAAUUCUUCUAAAAGAUGAUGAACUGUCACUCU